Molecule: messenger RNA, 4743 nt
Organism: Solea senegalensis (Senegalese sole)
Lineage: Eukaryota; Metazoa; Chordata; Actinopteri; Pleuronectiformes; Soleidae
Gene: ctbp2a
Product: C-terminal binding protein 2a
Exons: 9
Coding region: 446-3976 (1176 amino acids)
Molecular function (GO): transcription corepressor activity; NAD binding; oxidoreductase activity, acting on the CH-OH group of donors, NAD or NADP as acceptor
Source: RefSeq, a predicted model, not a curated record
CUCUUUUCAUUUUUUUUCUUUUUUUUCUUUUUCCAAUGAACAUUUGACCAUCUCAGCCAUGCGUCCUGUUACAUACCCAUGGAGUAGCCGUUCUAACUCAGAGUUGUCCUGUGUUUUUGUAGCUUAGUGCGAUGUGUUUGUAUGUGGUGUCCUUUUUCGUCGUGCACUACAACGCGACAUGACCAGAGAUUAAUUAUUCAAGGACUGCCUGCCAGUGACACCUGAUAGCACGGACUUACAAUAUUACAACCUGAUAUCAGGUGAAGUGGUUGACACUGUUACAGCUUCUUUUCUGCUCAUUCACCUCCUACAUCUGUGUGUUCUUGUUCUGUAAUGCUACAGUACUGAGUGAAAACAUACUUUUAGAAGAAAUUUUUCCUGUUUUCAUCUUUGGGCUGUUCUUCCUUUGUUAACAUUUUGCAGCUUUCUCUUUUUUUUUUUGCCAAUGCUCGUCACUAACAAACAGCUGAGUCUUGGUCGCUCCCACAGUUGGGACACAUUAGGGGGGAAUGAGGGUCAGUGGGACAAGGCUGAAAGUGUCUACGAGCAGCAGGGGAGAGUAACAGGCCGGCGGAGCUCUCUGUCAUACGGAGAGGGAGUUGCGUGGUACGAGCCUCCACCAGGGGUGCGUCCCCCUGACCUGGAUUUGAAACGUGAUCUGUACACCUACCAAGAGUCUCCUUACGGACAGGUUUACACAGAGCGACAAGACCCACGGGGGCUGAGGAAGGGCUCUGUGCCGGAUCUAAACCACUACGAACGAGCACUGAUGGCUCACAGAGGUUCUAUUCCACAUCAGGAUUACUAUUCCCAUGACCCAGCCAUGACUCCUCGAGCACCUGAGGGCUUUUACCGGCCGGAACACCAACCUCCGCCACCUCACCCACAUCCACUUAGUAGGUCAGGCUCUCAUUUUGGGAUAGCACCUGGGACUCGUGCUGCCUGGGAUCAAGGUCAGGGAGGGAGAGCAGGACCUCAAGCCCCUUCAUCGCCUUUACCACCUCCUCCCCCUCCCCCAACAGCUCAUGAGUUGAAUCGGGUUUAUAGGGAAGCUGGUGCUGUAACUGCUGCCAAGACGAUGCCAGAUGGCCAACAGCGUCUACCCUCCCGAGAUCCAUCUCCUGCUCGCUAUGGUAUGGAACAUAUGUCUCCUCGGUAUGCCACUGAACCUCCACCGAUGACCGGUCAAACAGUUUAUAGUGAUGUUAAUGGAUGCACACUGGAUCCUCAGCAGCAGUCUGCUACCUGUCUAGUUGUUGAUCCUGCAAGUCAGGGUAUGAUUAUGAGGCAUGAGACAGCCUCACCCCACAUUGUUCAACAGCAACAGCAAAUACAGCAGCAGCAUCAGUUACAACAGCAACUCCAGCAACAACAGUUGCAGCAGCAGCAACUUCAACAACAACAAAUACAACAGCAGCAGGUACAGCAACAGCAGAUACAGCAGCUUCAGCAACAGCAGUUACACCAGGAACAGUUGCAGCAGCAUCUGCAACAACAGUCUCUGCCACCUCCACCCAUCAUGCCCAUGUCUGACCCUAACAUGCCUAUGACAGCUCCACUCCCUGCUCCCCCUCUCCCAGUGCAAACUGCACCAGUUGCCUCAGCUACACCUGUUCAUGUAGAGACUGUUCUGGCUUCUGCUCCACAUCCCUCAGCUGCUCCACUACCUGCUCCUCUUCCUGCACCUCCCCCCACAGCCCCACAGACGCCUUUGCCAGUGGACCCCAAGAAAACAGUUGACCCCGAGUUCCUCGCCCUACUGCGAAAUGAGGGCCUCUCUGAGAGCACCAUAUCCUCUGUUAUUCAGCAGGGAUUUGACUCCGCUAGCAUGCUGGCUGUUAUGGAAGAAAAUGAUGUCCGCGUUGUCGCCCCCAACCUAGGGCAGGCUCGUGUACUGUCUCGCUUGGUCCAGAACUAUAAGCGACCACCUGAGGCGACCACCCAACCUCAAACACCCAUGCGAGGUCGCUCUAGUAGCUUCAGCCAUCGCUCUGACAUCUACCACCACCAGCAGCAGCACCAUCAACAUCCAUCACACCCUCCACAGUCUUUGACCAUGGAUCCUCAAAUGCUGCCCCCACCAACACCUGGGGCCAUGCAGACCAUCUCUCCCAGAAUGGGUGAAGUAAUGGGUAGGAGGCCCAGCAGUGCCCCCUCUCAGCACCUGAUGGAAGCAUCUGGAGGCUACCCAGGCCAGCCUCCUCGCUCGCCAGGUCCAUAUUCGGGAGCCAUCAUGCCCGUUCAGUCCAGACCCAUGUCAGCCUAUUCUUCUGGGAUGACAAUGCCAGGGAUGCCUGUGCAGGGUAUAUCUAUAAUGCCACAGCAUAUGACUGGGUCAAUGCCUGCCAUACCAGGGUCUUUCCACUCCAUGCCACAGCAGAUGCCUGUGUCCAUGCCAGCUUUACCACAACCUCCACAGCAGGUACCCAAAGCAUAUUCUACCAAUUACACAGUGCCCAUGGAGCUGAUGAAGAGGGACAGGAACUUACUGCCAUUAUCACCAAUGCACAGCCCUCACCCUAGUCCUCAACUGAUGCGUAAGGGUGGGGGACCUGCAUCAGACAACGCCCUCAUCCCUGUGGGAGUACAAGUUCAAGGCCAAGGUGCCCUGGUUGCAAACCAGAAGCUAAGUCGACGCACGGGUCCACCAGUCAUCGUGUCCACUAUGGCAUCUCCAGAUAUAAGUAUCCGGCCCCAGAUUAUGAAUGGGCCUAUGCACCCACGCCCCCUGGUGGCGCUGCUCGAUGGGCGCGACUGCACUGUGGAGAUGCCCAUCCUCAAAGAUCUGGCCACCGUCGCCUUCUGUGACGCCCAGUCGACACAGGAGAUACAUGAAAAGGUGCUGAAUGAGGCUGUAGGAGCCAUGAUGUACCACACCAUCACUCUGACCAGAGAGGACCUGGAGAAGUUCAAGGCACUGCGCAUCAUCAUCCGCAUUGGCAGCGGCUACGACAACAUCGACAUCAAGGCUGCCGGCGAGCUUGGCAUCGCAGUGUGUAAUAUUCCCUCAGCGGCUGUAGAAGAAACGGCAGACUCAACACUUUGUCACAUCCUCAACCUGUAUCGACGGAACACCUGGCUGUACCAGGCUCUCCGGGAGGGCACGCGGGUCCAGAGUGUGGAGCAGAUCCGCGAGGUGGCGUCAGGGGCAGCAAGGAUCCGAGGGGAGACGCUUGGCCUCAUCGGCUUUGGUCGCUCAGGCCAGGCAGUGGCGAUGCGCGCCAAGGCGUUCGGCUUCAGCGUGAUCUUCUACGACCCCUACCUCCAGGACGGGUUGGAGCGCUCGCUGGGCGUUCAGCGCGUCUACACGCUCCAGGACCUGCUCUACCAGAGCGACUGCGUCUCCCUGCACUGCAACCUGAACGAACACAACCACCACCUCAUCAACGACUUCACCAUCAAACAGAUGCGUCAAGGUGCUUUCCUGGUCAACGUGGCACGGGGAGGUCUGGUUGAUGAGAAAGCUUUGGCUCAGGCUCUGAAAGAAGGCAGAAUACGCGGCGCCGCCCUCGACGUCCACGAGUCAGAGCCUUUCAGUUUUUCCCAAGGUCCCCUAAAAGACGCCCCCAACUUGAUCUGCACUCCACACACUGCCUGGUACAGCGAGCAGGCGUCUCUGGAGAUGAGAGAGGCCGCCGCCACAGAAAUACGCAGAGCCAUCACCGGCCGCAUCCCGGACAGCCUCCGAAACUGCGUCAACAAAGAGUUCUUUGUCACCUCGGCACCGUGGGGAGUGAUGGAGCAGCAGCAGCCUCAGAUUCACCCUGAGAUCAAUGGCGCCGCCUACAGAUUCCCUCCUGGUGUGGUAGGCAUCGCCCCCGGUGGGAUUCCUGGACCUAUGGAGGGUUUGUUGCCCGGGGGUAUCCCCAUCACCCACACCCUGCCGCCUGGCACCCACCCGUCACAGGCCACCUCCCCGAACCAACCCUCCAACAAACACGUCGACCCCAUGAGAGAGCACAUGACUGAGCCGUAGCCGUAACAGAGCGCUGGGGCGGGGAGGGUUAAAAAAAACAAAAAAAAAAAACGACGUAUACCAACUCAACCAUCUCACCGUAUGCUUGACUUCAGCCACCUGAACCUACCAGCACACACACACACACAUCUUUUCUUUUUCUAUGAAACCACUAAGCCCAAGUGAGGACAGUCGAUGUUCACGAGCUGCCGCACUGAGAUGGGACUGAAACCAAAACCCUUUCCUCCCUCCAUCAUCUCCUCUCCAUUGAGUUCACUUUUUAGUCUCUAUUUUCGAGUAUAUUUUAGGGAGAUUCCUCCUGACGACGUCUGGGACACGUUUGACACGACCACGUGCAGGAAGGAAAUCUACCCCACCCCUCCCUGGUAGGAAGAAAGAACUUGAAAGGGCAGAUAGACUCCAUUUGUCGUUCCUUCCUCCACAGCUUGUCUUGUUAUUCUUUUUUUUUCUACUUUCGUCUGUUAAUCCUCUACUCUGUGUUUCUUUUGCAAGUUAAUAUCUAUUUAGUUCUGUUCCUCAGUGUGUGAAAAUGAAAGGAUUUACAGUUAAAUGUAUCGACGAGAAAAGAAAACGUCAACGGAUGACGCCAUCACUAAUCUGGACUCCAUGUUUGGUGUUUCAUGACUGUGACCAUGGCCCCUGAAUGUGAGGCAGGACAUGUGGUCUACACUUGAACAUGUUUCAGAUCAUAAGGUUUAAAAAAACAAAACAAAAGAUCAUGGUAAAAUAAAAACAAGGAGGAUUAGGGUCAAAUGUGAAAAUGUUCU